This is a messenger RNA of Alternaria postmessia, 1494 nucleotides long. It is a transcript of the gene CBF5, whose product is annotated as centromere/microtubule-binding protein cbf5. The transcript is spliced from 4 exons. NCBI's taxonomy places the organism in Eukaryota, Fungi, Ascomycota, Dothideomycetes, Pleosporales, Pleosporaceae. Gene Ontology annotation, molecular function: pseudouridine synthase activity; RNA binding. The record is from RefSeq and is a predicted model, not a curated record. Bases 1 to 1494 code for a protein of 497 amino acids. Gene Ontology annotation, cellular component: box H/ACA snoRNP complex. Gene Ontology annotation, biological process: mRNA pseudouridine synthesis; rRNA pseudouridine synthesis; box H/ACA sno(s)RNA 3'-end processing.
AUGGCUCUCGUGCAGACCGACCCCGACGCGUAUGUGAUCAAGCCAGCGGCGGCUGCGCCUGCCAUCGACACCAGCGACUGGCCUUUGCUGCUCAAGAACUACAGCGACCUGCUCGUUCGCACAUCGCACUACACUCCCAUCCCCAACGGUUGCGCGCCGCUAUCGCGAGACCUCAAGUCGUACAUUAGCUCUGGUGUCAUCAACCUCGACAAGCCUUCCAACCCAUCCUCUCACGAAGUCGUGUCAUGGAUCAAGCGCAUGCUGAGAGUCGAGAAGACUGGUCACAGCGGUACUCUCGACCCCAAGGUCACUGGUUGCCUCAUCGUCUGCAUUGAUCGUGCCACCCGUCUCGUCAAGUCCCAGCAGGGAGCCGGAAAGGAGUACGUUUGCGUCAUUCGCAUGCACGACAAGCUUCCUGGAGGCGAGGCGCAGUUUGCGCGUGCCCUUGAGACGCUCACCGGAGCUCUGUUCCAGCGUCCCCCGCUCAUUUCCGCCGUCAAGCGUCAACUCCGUAUCCGAACUAUCCACGAGAGCAAGCUUUACGAGUUUGACAACGAGAGGCAGCUCGGUGUCUUCUGGGUCAGCUGCGAGGCCGGAACCUACAUCCGUACUCUUUGCGUGCAUCUUGGUCUUUUGCUCGGUGUCGGCGCUCACAUGCAGGAGCUGCGCCGUGUCAGGUCUGGAGCUAUGGACGAGACCAAGGACCUGGUCACUCUGCACGACGUUCUCGAUGCCCAGUGGCUGCACGACAACAACCGCGACGAGGCCUACCUUCGCAAGGUCAUCGCACCUCUCGAGAGUCUUCUGAUGAGCUACAAGCGUAUCGUCGUCAAGGACAGCUCUGUCAACGCUAUCUGCUACGGUGCUAAGCUCAUGCUUCCCGGUCUGCUGCGUUUCGAGAAGGGUAUUGAGAUCCACGAGGAGGUUGUCCUCAUGACCACCAAGGGUGAGGCUAUUGCGCUCGCAUACGCGCAGAUGUCUGCCGUUGAGAUGUCAUCAUGCGACCACGGUGUUGUUGCGAAGAUCAAGCGUGUCAUCAUGGAGCGCGACCUUUACCCCAGGAGGUGGGGUAUGGGCCCAGUCGCCACCGAGAAGAAGAAGAUGAAGGAGGCUGGCACUCUCGACAAAUUCGGCCGCCCCAAUGACAAGACUCCCGCUAAGUGGAACACCGAGUACAAGGACUUCAACAGGAACGACGUCGAUGGCGCUUCCGCACCUGUCGCUGAGACCACCUCCACGUCCGAGGUCCUCGCCGCUCCUGCUGUCCCCGCAACUGGUCUCGCACCUGCCGAAGAGGCUGAGGCGGAAGCCGAGGUCGCCGACAAGAAGAGCAAGAAGCGCAAGAGCCGUGGUGACGGCGACGACGAGGGUGAUGAAGACAAGGCCGAGCGCAAGCGCAAGAAGAAGGAGGAGAAGGCUGCGAAGAAGGCCGCCAAGGCCGAGAAGAAGGACAAGAAGAAGAGCAAGGAUGAUUCUGACAGCGACUCCGACUAA